Molecule: messenger RNA, 473 nt
Organism: Meloidogyne enterolobii
Lineage: Eukaryota; Metazoa; Nematoda; Chromadorea; Rhabditida; Meloidogynidae
Source: the annotation of a GenBank genome assembly
AUGGGAAAUUUUUCCUCAAUAGGAUCCCCAAUGAUUUCUUCCUUAAUAGGAAGUUUGUUGUCGCGAUCAAUUUUUUCAAUUUGUUUAUUUUCAUCAAUUUUGGUUUCAUUUUUCGGUGAACAAUUUAUACUCUCCUUUUUUCUCUCGUUUUCAGCUUUUUCUCCUGAAUAGGAGAUUUUUUCUAUUAUCCCUUUUGAUUUUAUCAUUCUGGAUCUUAUUUUAUCUUUAUUGAUUACUUUGGAAGUAAAGCUUAACGGAAAUCGGACCGACUCUUUAAUAAGAGUAUUAUCUGUUUGAUCAAUUCCUAUAAUAUUCGGGUCAUUACAAUCUCUCAAUAGAUAACUAAAAUCAAAGGAUUCUUCGGGUUGGAACUCGUUAAGCGAAUAUUCAACUAUGCGGCUUGGGGUUGCCGGAUUGUAACCUCUUCCCCUAUACUUCAUUUCUCUAUCGCGAUACCUUACUACAAUUCUUUC